AUGUCAAAACCUGCAAUUGUCCUUGUCCCCGGAGCGUGGCACAAGCCCCAGCACUACAAGAAAGUCAUCAACGGACUACUCAAACUCAGCUACGACGCUGUCGGUGUAUCACUGCCUUCGGUGGAUGCUAAGCCAGCAACUCCUUCGUGGGAGAAGGACGCAGCAGCUGUUAGAGAGGCUGUGUUACAGAAUCUGGAUGCGGGCAAGGAUGUCAUUACCAUAGGACAUUCAUAUGGUGGUCUUCCGAUGGGUGAAGGCGUCAAGGGCUUGGGCAAGAAGGCGCGAGAAGCGCAGGGCUUCAAGACCUCUGUGACGAGGCUGAUAUAUAUGUGUUCCGUGCCUGUCAAGGAGGGCCAGAUAUUCCAAGAAGCCUGCAAACCCGUUACUGAAGAGGAAAUCAAGGCUGCAGAGAUGCAAAUGAAGACUAUGAAGGCUGAUGAGGACGGUAACUUGGUGCCGACCGACAAAGAACUCGGCAAAGAGCGCUUAUACAACCGCUGCGACCCCAAAGACGUGAAAGAAGCCUUGGAAUUGAUCGGAUCACAUUCUCUCGGUACAUUGAUCACGCCAGCCACAUGGACUCCAUACAAAGAGAUCCCGAGCACUUACAUCGUCACCGAGAACGACCUUGCCUUGUUACCAAGCAUCCAAGAACGAAUCAUCGCGGAAGCAGAGGGCGCUUUCCAAGUCGAACGAUGUCAAGAGGGUCACUCCCCAUUCUUGAGCAAUCCGGACUUUAUCAUAUCCUGCAUCCGCAGGGCCGCAGGCGAGAAUGUUUAA
This is a messenger RNA of Exophiala oligosperma, 780 nucleotides long. RefSeq lists its product as uncharacterized. Lineage: Eukaryota; Fungi; Ascomycota; Eurotiomycetes; Chaetothyriales; Herpotrichiellaceae. Bases 1 to 780 code for a protein of 259 amino acids. The transcript is spliced from 2 exons. The record is from RefSeq and is a predicted model, not a curated record.